CCAGCAGCUUUCUCCUUCCCAGCCCCGAAGUGUGUGGGGGGGCCUGCAGUAUCGUGCAACCCCCCCUCCCCGCCCCCCGUUCCACCCAUCUUUGUCGGUCAGAGUUGAUUUCAUUCUUCCAGAUCUUUUCCUCCUUGGUUUUUGGGACCCGACCCUCCCCUCCCCCGGUGCCCCCAGGUUUUAUUUGGGGGCAGGGGUUAUUUGUUCAUAGCAGGUUUUCCCCCACCCUAGUGCCCUUUCUAAACCUUGCCCCCAAACCCGAAGCCUCCCCCCCCAAUUCCAAGGCCCCUGGCUUUUUGUGACACCCAGCAUGGCACCCCCUGGCAGCAAACCCACAGGCGGCAGCAACCUGUUUGCCUCCUCCCAGAUUGUGGCAGCCGGUCUCCCCUCCACCCCCACUGUUCUUCUCCACAGCAGACAACAGCCUGUGGCUUCCUACCUUGCAGGGUCACACCCUCCUGCCACCUGCUGACAGCUGCAGCUCCUGCUCCUCCCCGGCAGACAGCCAGCCCCUCUCUUGGACAUCAGCCGUCACCCUAGGGCUUCAGCCUAUCCCCGUAUCCUGAGGGCAUUUCCGACGCUGUCCACAGACCUCUCUGACCUGACCGCUCCUGACACCUCAGGGACCCACUGCCCUGAAACCCUCCGCCCUUCUCAAGAGACUGGAGAGUCAUGCCACCUCAACCUCAAGCCCACAUGGAAAACCUGCUUCCCUUACCACCCCUAAAGACUCCCAUUUCAGCCUGCAUGGCUUGGGGCAGUGUAGGAACGCACAGGAGGAUAGCUCUCAGCCCCACGGCUGCCACAGCCAAGGGAGAGCACAGGCUACCCCCUCUACCCAGGGUUGGCUCUUAGACCAGGCCUUUCAGGAAAAGUAAAUCAGCCCCCCCCCACCCCCGUUCUUUCCAGCCCCAGAGGCUGAGCGUCUCCAGCAUAUGACAGCUGGCGGUAACAGAAACAGGAGCAAAUGGCCCAGCUUUCUGAGGGACUACCUGCCUCCCAGGACCCAGGGGGUCUUCACUACUGCCAGCUCCUGUUCCCCAACAAAUCUGGACCUGGCUAGUCCCCAAGGGUCACACCUGAAAGAGGGCAUUUCAACCCCAUCUCUCCAAAGUUAGAAAAGCAUCAAGCACAAUCCUCUCCCUUCACUUCCAAUACUCCCACCCUCCUGGAUGCCUUCAUGACCCCCAAGCCCCUGCCUCAGUUUCACCCAGAUGACAACAUCACCAAGAAGAGCCUCCAUCACGAACGGGGACCCCCUAACUGGGGAGCAUCGGGCUGCUGGCACUUGUAUGGGCUCGGUAGGAGGGGUCAUCUCCGGGCAGGAAAGGGCUCCCAUCAGUUGCCUCUCCAGCAUCAGGCCAGGCCCAGGCGCACAAAGCCUAGGCGACACCUGCAGCUCCCACUUCUGCCUCCUCCACAACAGGGACAGUUCUGCGCAGCUGGAACCGGCAAGCAGGAUCUGCAGAUGCCGGCGGCCAGCGCCGCGCCGCGCCGCGCCCGUGCCGGCAGUGCGGACCCCCCUUCCCGGAUGGCCGCUCCAGCCGUGUCCCCAGCUGUGGACGCACUCCGGAUGGCAAGCGCGACUGAUUCCGAGUGUCAGUGCCGGGGCCCCGCAGAUGCAGAGCGGCAGGACUCAGCAGGAAAAGGCCGGGAUGAGGCUAGGGGCACGGGCGGCAGGGUGGACUCCGCAGCCCAGGGCAGCGGCAGUCUUCACAGGCGCACACAGAUGAAGGCGGCUCCCUGGGACGCGCCUCCUCCCGCAGCCUUCAUUGGCGCAUCAGUGCCGCCCCCCGUCUCCCUGGAAACAGUAGGCGUUUGCGGAGCACCCCCAUCCCCACCCUGGUGAUGCCCCGCAUUUCUGAGGACUUGUGGAUCAGGCCUCUUCCCUCCAGCCCUAGGUCAGCGGUAGGGGUGGGGUGCAGCGGGUGCUCUGGCUUCUUGGCCUCAGCAGGACAGACUCAUGGGAAAUUAGGGCCAGCUAGGGAGUCUAUCUAUGGAUGGUCAACUUUCUCGCCCGCAAAGUGUUAGCUGGCUGCAUUGAGGGGGUCCCUCUCCAGCAGAACACCAGAUCUCCACUGCUGUUUGUGCACUCAAAGGUUUCCCAGUCCUUCCUAAUAUCCCCUGCCCCGAGCGAGGAUCCAUCCCCAUUAGGGCCUGCCUCCAGUUCCCUAAGCUUCUCUCAGCCUUACCAGCCAACCUGGAACUAAACUCCUCCCAGACCACACUCUCCAUCUAGGGCCCUGGCCCUCCUGAGACAAUGGCAGCUCUCCCACUCUGCUGAUCACCCCCCCUUUCCAACCUUUGCUUCCAGUUGGGGAAAGCCACCUACUCACACUUCCUCCCUGAAAUGUAUAGGUCCCCUCAACCUUCCUAGUCUCAUUGCUGGGGACACAGGAAUCCGCUGGGUGAGCAGCUGUUCGACCAAGGGGCGCUGGACCCCGAAGAUUCCCUCAAAGAAAAGGGUCUACCCCAAAACCCUAAUGGCUGCCCCCUAAGCUACCUACCUACUCUCUGCUCAGGCCACCCAACCAGUGAAUGCCAGGUAGGAGGUGCCUCAGCAUGGCAAAAGGUCCCACUGAGGCAAAAGGUCUUGCCCCAGUAUCCAUGGCUCAUGCUACGCUCUUGGAACACGCUGGAGAUGGAGAGGACCUUGUGUUUAUGUCUACCAAGACCACGUCCUUGUGACUUGGCUACGGGGCAGAGCCCACUCAGAGCUCGGGGUGCCGCUCCACCAACUCAGCAAACCUCAGCCUUGCUUUUCUGUUCAGAGUCAAUCCCCGAGUGGAGAUUCAGGCAGGAUGUAUGGGAAAGGGAGGGUUCAUGCCUUGUCCCAGGCUCUACACGGUUUUCUCAUCUAGCUGAUCCACCAGUCUGCUUCUGGGCCACAGGACAAUGGAGAAGGUCUCCAGGACAGAUUAGUCCUGCUUCCUCAGAUGUGUCUACACGGGAUAAAGGGACGCAAUCCAGGCUCCUCCUCAGCCCUGUAAAUACCGAACUGGUGGUCACAACCCAGCCAGGAUGGAGCUGGGGGUAAAAGCCACUGGCUGCCAGCCCAGCUGUUCCUACUGGCCCGGUAGCCACCUUCCUGGGCAUAUCCCCUACCUCGCUGCAAAGGCUGCUCACCUCUCCCUGGCAGCCAUGCCAGCUCUCAUGUUAAAACACCUAUAAAUACAACGGGUAGGGGCACCUUUGCCCAGUGUGGGCAUUUCUGGAACAAGGCUACUGCUAUAACUAACUCAGAACUUCUUCCUCCAAACAGGUUCAAGAAGCAGGACAGCCAGAAGCUUGUGGUUAAGGGGAAUGUCUUAGUUAGGCUUCUAUUACUGUGAAGACACCAUGACCACCACAACUGUUAUAAUGGAAAACACUGAACUGGGGUGGUUCACUGAUGGUUUUAGAGGUUCGGUCCAUUAUUAUCACGGUGCUACAUGGUAGUGUGUAGGCAGACAUGGUGCUAGAGAAGGAGUCCUACAGCUUGCAGGUAACAGGAAGUGGUCUGAGAAACUAGGCGUGGCUUAAGCAGAUGAGACCUCAAAGCCUGCCUCCACAGUGACACUUCCUCCAACAAGGCCACACCUCCUCCAACAAAGCCACACCCCCUCCAACAAAGCCACACCUCCUCCAACAAAGCCACACCUCCUAACAGCGCCCCACCCUUAGGGGGCCAUUUUCUUUCAAACCACCAUAGGGAACGUGGGAGAUGAGUUCUCAUCCAUAAAGGCUGUUACUCCUAGCACCUGGUCAGUGUCACACAAACUAGGGUUCGGGGUUAGAAUCACUUUAUCAAUACACCUUGUCUACCACUGACAUGGUGGCAUACAGAGAGCCAAAUCAGCACAUCCAAGGUCGGUGGCUGGCAAUGGCCAUGUGAGCAGUGCUGGUCUCCCUGGAUUCCCAUCCCAGGGGAAUUCCCGGGCGGAAGCUAAAGACUGCAGCAGGAGUCAACACGCUCUGUUGAGAGGCAGCUUCCCCAGGCUGGGCUGCCCAGACGGCACCUGUGUUUGCCCUACAAGGGCAUGCGUGUGGCUUCCAGCUGUGGUCCCACCCUGCCCUGCAGGCACAAUUAGAGCAGGGUAGAAGGGAACCCGGAUGUCAGUUACAUUUUAUACUUUAUUUCUUACAUGCAUUUGUAAGUGUAUGUGCCUGUGCAUGAGUGUGUGUGUGUGUGU
Peromyscus maniculatus bairdii (prairie deer mouse) is the source of this 4172-nucleotide messenger RNA. RefSeq lists its product as uncharacterized. The record is from RefSeq and is a predicted model, not a curated record. Lineage: Eukaryota; Metazoa; Chordata; Mammalia; Rodentia; Cricetidae.